Messenger RNA from Solanum verrucosum, 1244 nucleotides. RefSeq lists its product as uncharacterized. The coding region runs from base 182 to 859 and encodes 225 amino acids. The transcript is spliced from 8 exons. Gene Ontology annotation, molecular function: zinc ion binding. The record is from RefSeq and is a predicted model, not a curated record. Lineage: Eukaryota; Viridiplantae; Streptophyta; Magnoliopsida; Solanales; Solanaceae.
CUUUGCUCCCUAAACCACCGCGGCGGGCAAAGUAAAAAUGACUUGUGCCCGUCCGGUCCACAACUAUUUUCAACUUUCCAUUGAAUCAACUUGACUCACCGCUACCGUCUCAGGAGGAAUGUUAAAAAGGGUUGCAAAAGGAUAGCAACGCGUUUGCUUGGUUCUUUUGUAUUUGUUACCAAUGCAAGAUGUCGGUGUAGUCCGGCAUGAUAGUACCGUCCACUGUGAUGAUCCUUCUGAUAUUGAAAAGCAGAGUGCGGAGAUCAGCAAUCAUGACUUAGCUACUGAAAGAGUGGAUCAAACUGUACUCACCAUAGUGGUUCCUGCAAGCGAAUCAAUCAACUCCCAGGCUCCCACAUUAACCACAGACCCAGUUGGGAACAUUUCCACCAUUGAGAAAAUAGCAAUUGUAGAGUCUCCUAAGAAGCCUUGCUUAUCCAGGAAUCAUAGUUUUCAUGAACAAUGCAGAGUAUGUCAAGAGGAAAAGGAGGAAGAGUUGAUCGAUCUUGGAUGCCACUGUCGUGGUGGAUUGGCAAAAGCACAUCGGACAUGCAUAGAUACAUGGUUUAGUACUAGAGGUUCAAAUAAAUGUGAAAUAUGCCAGCAAGUAGCUGUAAAUGUGGCAUCUCCAGAGGCUCAUGCACCUGUUAGAAAUCAAACAAAUAAUGUGGAUCCAGAUUCUACUAUGUCAGAGUAUAAAAUUAACUGGUGGAUCUUAUUUAGACAAGUUACUGGAUUUGGAGAGUCGAUCCUUCUUUUAGGGGGACGGAUAUUUCCCAAGAGCGGGAUAGAGGUUGCCUUAAUCCACUUUGGGUUGCAUUUUGUAUCCUCAUUGGCGGUCUGUUUCUGGAUGUGUUAAUAUCCAUUACGCUUGGAGUCUCUGCAUUGCCUGUGAACAUCAUAAUCGGGGUAAUAGUUGUGCUGGGACUCGGAACAGCUCUUCGGCUUGCCCUUGAGUUCUGCCAUGAUCGGAGUAUCAGAAGUGUAGUUCACCGGUUAGAAGGAAAUGUCAGUCUUGGAUAUCAUCCUACGGUAUAAUUGUUCAUACACCCUGAAACAUUGAAAUUUAUCCAGCCUGCAACUUGAAAGAUUUGUUGGAGCCAGUAUUUUUAGAUGACAAUUUCUGAUUGAGAACUUACUUUACCCAUUGUAUUUAUUUCGUUUGAGGAUGCAGUGUGCAGUUUGACAUCUUGUUUUGCAGCUUUGAUAUCUAUAUACAGCAGUCUCUAUUCCCAAAAUUACUU